Molecule: messenger RNA, 2981 nt
Organism: Orbicella faveolata
Lineage: Eukaryota; Metazoa; Cnidaria; Anthozoa; Scleractinia; Merulinidae
Product: histone H4
Cellular component (GO): nucleosome
Molecular function (GO): DNA binding; protein heterodimerization activity; structural constituent of chromatin
Source: RefSeq, a predicted model, not a curated record
CAUGUCUGGUCGCGGUAAAGGAGGCAAAGGUCUAGGAAAAGGAGGCGCCAAGCGUCACCGAAAGAUCCUUCGUGACAACAUCCAAGGCAUCACGAAGCCAGCCAUCCGUCGUCUUGCUCGUCGUGGCGGUGUCAAGCGAAUCUCAGGCCUGAUCUACGAGGAGACUCGCGGUGUUCUGAAAGUUUUCCUUGAGAACGUGAUCCGUGAUGCUGUGACAUACACCGAGCACGCCAAGAGAAAGACUGUGACAGCCAUGGAUGUGGUGUACGCUCUAAAACGACAAGGCCGCACUCUGUACGGAUUUGGCGACAUGGCACCCAAAGUCGCAGGAAAGAAAGGGGAGAAAAAAGCCGGUAAGGCAAAGGCCGCGGCUGAUGGAAAGAAGAAGAGAAGGGGAAAGAGAAAGGAAAGCUAUGCUAUCUACAUCUACAAGGUGUUGAAGCAAGUUCAUCCCGACACUGGUAUCUCAAGCAAAGCCAUGGGCAUCAUGAACUCGUUCGUUAACGACAUCUUCGAGCGCAUCGCCACCGAAGCUUCCCGUCUUGCCCACUACAACAAGAAAUCAACCAUCAGCUCACGCGAGAUCCAGACCGCCAUCAGGCUACUUCUGCCCGGUGAACUGGCCAAACACGCCGUGAGUGAAGGAACCAAGGCUGUGACCAAAUAUACCAGCAGCAAGUAAACUCACUUUGUGGGUUUCCCGCUAAAACAAACGGCUCCUUUAGGAGCCACCAAAUGUUAUAAAAAUCAAUGACCAACAGCAUAGUCUUUUGUGCCUGAUUUCAAUAGGCCUUUGUCGUAAUGCGCAUAAGACCGCUCUUACGACAUUCUAAGCCUCCCGCCUAAACUAACGGCGUGACUAAAGUGGUCGCAUAAACGUGAAAUGUCUACUGUGCGUUCCGAAUCUAUCUUAUUCUUUGAUGUUCGAUUCAACGUGAACCUACUUAAUUUCGUUUUCUGGCUCCUGUUCGUGUUUAAUAGAAAUAUGAAAGAAAAAGGCAAAUCUUUGUGGAGAAAUAAAUUUGAUAAUGUAAGGCGACUAGGUCACGCAGGAGGUCCAAAAGAUCGCGUAUUUGUCGUUCUCUUAUUUCGCGCGUGUUCAACGAAGUUUUCGCAUCUGAUAGCCAGCGGGACCUCGCGCGCGAGUAGUUCGUUUCGUGCGCGAACGUAACGUGCCCAAUUACCAUAUUCUCCUCGCGCCUUCUCCAACGGCACUCCCACUCCCUCACUAACUAGGAAAGGGAAUUUUGAAACACUGAUAAAGGGACGAGAAGCAGUAAGCCAGUGUGAUAUUUGUCGCCGAGCGGCCAUCGGUCGUGUCUAGUCUCGUCUUCUCAUCAGUAGUAAGUCCACAGGAGAGCGUUUUAUUACAAAUGGGAUAUCCGGAAGUACACAGGAUUUUAGUUAGCCUGCAAAUACUGUCACGUUUUGCAGUCUAUGUCACCUCUUAUAUCUCGGCAAUAUGAUGAUAACAAAAAAAAUUUGAAGAAUAAGCUUUUGCGCACACGUGUGGCAAGCACGUAGCCGUUUAAAAGGGGAAGGAACAAAUGUGACGCAAGGUUUUGGUGCUUUAAUGGAUUUUCUUUCGAAAAAUUUCCUGCGAUCAGCCUCCACACAAACAUACGCUCUCCAUGCCGAGAGUGCUAGCCAGUUUUUAACCUGAGAUCAGGGAACGCCUGAUCGCAGGUGUAAUAGCAAGUUUUAGGACAGGAAUUUGUAUUUUACCAGAGAGAUGGGCUCCUGAUUUUAUUUAGAAUUUGGCUUAUGCAUAGUUGACAACUGACCAGCAUCAAGACCAGAGAUCUGAGAUGAGCUGUAAACGUCUUUUAUUGAAGUUUCUUCUUGUUUUGCGGAGUAAGCAAAUAGAAUGGUAGCCGUAGUGAAAUUCAUAAUUAUUUUUUAGUGUUUUAUCGUCAAAGUGCGGUGUAGGGGCGAUUUUCAGCUUCAAGUUUGGACGCUAAUACUUCACCGCUUAGAGGCCCUGUCUCUCCCCUCCCCACUGCCGUCACUUUCUAGGUAUUUCCCAUUGAUCUUUGCGGGUGUAGUUCGUCUCCGCCAUUUUGGCACGUGUGCAAGAAAAAUAACGGAAAAUUGAGUUUAUCGUAAUUUCAAAGGCUUUUUCUUUGUUUUCAAACGGCUUGAGCCGGUGAUAUUUCUUGAUCUGGGUCAUAAGCCAAAUUUCUUCACCUUUUUACUUGUCGGAACCAGGAGGUGGAAUGUGGAGACGUUUGUUGACAACCUCUGAGGACCGUCCCUGGACGAAGAUGAGAUUUUAACAGAACACCAAAUGGUUCAUGGCUUCCUGCAGUCAGCAUGUAGCAUUUAUCCAGGUAAGCAAACUGAUUAACAAUUCUUGAUUAACUUAGUCAAAUAUUCACCAACUACCAAUUGUGGUAUGAAAUAUUUUGCAUGUUUUAAUUGUUGUGAUUUUUGCUGUUUUUUUUUUUUUUCCAUGACGUUUGUAAACAAAAUCGUGCAAAAAAAAUGUUGCUGCAAACAUUUUUCCAGCAAAUAGUAUCCAGCUCCUGAAAAUCCAUGUAAUCCAUAUCACCAGUAAUAAGCAAUUUGCUUCUCUCUACAUUAAUUAGAAGCAUGCCUUUUGGUGGAACUUCAAUAUUGAAUUACACUAUUACACAUUGUCAAAGAACCAUAUGAUACAAAGCUAUGAGAUUCCAUGUUCAUACAAUUAUAUUGAAAAUCAAUCAGCCAUUUGAACGACACAUUUGACAGUACCCUUCCCUGGUGAAAAUCUUUCAAGGAUCUUCAAGUAACCUUGAGGAUCUUCAUGAGGAUCUUUGUGAGGUUCCAGUUUCAGUUCCAGUUUCCAGUUUCAAAGUAUAAAACCAAACUCGACAUACAGUGUACGCGUGCAUUGUCUCAUUCCCAAAGGUAAAAUUAUCACGUGGUAAAGUUCAGUCAACUGGAAUGAAGUUCAUCGCAUACAAAGCUUAAAGUAAUGAUCGGCUCUUGGAAUUAUUAAU